AUGCUGGCUGCCGUCAAAUACAACGGAAAGAACACUGAGGGUCUCAUAAAAGAAGGUGAAAUUCAAGCAUUAGUAAAGUUAAUUCCGGGUUGUUCAUUGACGGAGAAACACCGAAUAGAAGAGGUUUUACGAGUUUUGAAACUAGCUGCGUCCGAAAGUGAAGCGUUCAAAGAUCUGCUUAAUAAUUUGGCAUCUGUGACCAUUAGCAUUCCCAGCGAAGAACUCUACAAAUCGCUAAACAUUUUCUUACGGCAACAGGGUUGGAGGAAUAUCGCAAUCCUCUAUGAGAGAAGUGAGCUGGCGUUGGACUAUGAGGCUAUCGGUGAAACAGUUGCCUAUUUCCUUGCGAAUACAGAUAAACCUAAACUGAAUGUCAUUUUACAGGGCAGUCUUCUGAGGGACAGUGACCCUGAACGUAUUGUCAGUCGAUUCGCAGUUAAGUGUCAUGCCAUUAUUCGCAUUGCACACACACUUACUGGACUCUUUUUCCUGUCGAAAGUCAAGGACAUGUCAAUUAUUCAAAACGGCGACGUUGCCAUUGUGAUAUUUAACCCUGGAAACAAUAUCAGCGUCUCUGUGGCCAUGGCCACCGGAAUGGCAGUUGGAUUGACCUACCUCAACCUGAAGGCCAAUAACAAUACCAUUUCGGAGAACGAGGAUUUUUUCUGCCCAGUCGCACAGGGAGUGGUGGAGUUUCCUAUCCUCCCUAAUAUAACCCUUUACUUCGGUCGUAACCAGAACGAAUUUAUAAUUCCAUACGAUUAUUACUUUUUUGGAUUUUCCGAGAACGUUACGUGGAACGACUUUAAUGUGAGCACGGCGAGUUUUGAGGAGAUAUUUGUACUGCACAGCGUUCUGCUCUGGCCGCGUACGAGUCUUGUUGAUGUUGCAAGGAAAGUCUGGCCCGGUGGGGGCUGUGGUCCAGAGAGUGAUCAUUGCCUGCAAACCCCCUGUAAUUCAUUUGACACCAACCAUGGUGAACUCUUCACAAUCUUGUUCGGCAUAGCGCUACCAGCUGCUUUCGUGCUUUUCAUUCACAUUUUCUACCACACGGACGUGGACUAUGUAGACCACAUAGCCAGGAUCAUGGUAGAGUACUCGGUGGAACUUGAAGCUGAGGUGGAGCGUAUGACAAAAGAUCUACAGGAGGAGAAACAGAAAACUGAAGCUCUUAUUAAUAGCAUGUUACCUCGGUACUUAUUUCUACUUGCUUAA
Messenger RNA from Dibothriocephalus latus, 1215 nucleotides. NCBI's taxonomy places the organism in Eukaryota, Metazoa, Platyhelminthes, Cestoda, Diphyllobothriidea, Diphyllobothriidae. The record is from the annotation of a GenBank genome assembly.